AUGGCAAAUACUGACAUUUUCCUGGGCCUGGCAGAAGCUGAUGUCAACAAGGCAGUGGCGUGGCUGGAAGACGCGCGCCACAUGCCGGCGUCCAGUGGUUUUUCGCCAACGCAAUGGCUGUGGCAUUGGCUUUCGUCUACGCCAGCCUUUGCGCCUGUAACGGAAGCUGCGGAAAAGAUGGACACCGUCUUUGGCUUUAGCUCUGGCGAUUGGGCUUUUCAUUGGAUCGAAGAGAUGGAAAAGGCUACCCUGAACCCAGGUUCAGCAGCCUCCCAGGCCGCGCCGGCGCAGACUGCUUUGGACAGCAAGUGGCCGCAUUUUCCUAAUGGCCACCGCUCCCUGGGAUUGGCACCGGCAGACCUUCUCCGUGCUCAUGCGUGGUUGGAGGAGGCCACUUCUUUCAAUGGUGCCGGUGGCUGGGAAGAAGACGAUUGGCUUCGCUACUGGAUGGAGCAGGAUCCGGUCUUUGAGACUUUGCUUCAGCGCGCUAAGGAGGCUGACCAUGGCUGGAAUAUUGGUCAAUGGCUUUGGCUUUGGGUGUCGCAAGCCGACCGACCUCAGCCACCGCCGGCGCCUCCUUUGGACACCGCGCCGCUUCUGGCUACCGGCAUUGGGCUGGACGCUUUCCCGCUCAGCCAGCACAAUGAGACGGUUAUCGUCCGGCAGAUUUACUGCCGUUCCACAUGUCAGGACUGCGGGGCUGGCCAUUGCGGGGUCGUGCUUACACGCGAAGACUUGCCUCAUCGGUCUGGUUGUGGACGCUACAUUCUUCCAGGUUCUAUGGCCGACCCAGGGAGCGACAAUGGGCGAGGCCUUCUCGUGCCGCCGACUCCCUCAGACAAGCUCUCAGUUCUUUGGGAAUCUUUGAACCUUGAUUUCCCGGAAGAGGUUGCCUCCCAUUCGGAGUUGAACCGCACCAUUCGCAAUUUUGGGUUCUUGGCGACCUCCUUUGAUCAGUUGGAUCAGUGGUUGGAGUCGCACGGUCUCCUGGACUUUGGCUCCGGGACACAUGCGGACCUCCGGUGUCUUUGGCACAGGUCACAUGCCUUGGCUUGCUCUGAGGGACACACAGCAGCUGUGCCCUUUCCGCCGCAAUCCCCUGCUCUGCCCUUGCCGCAGGACCAGUCCCUCAGCUCGGCUUCAGACCCUAGCCGCACCGUGUCUGCUGCCGCGUCAUGGAACGAGCCUUUCCCAGCUAAGCUCUCUUCAGACAAAACGGCCGAGCUUCGAGCCGCUUUUCUGCGGAAAUACCCUAGCGAGGUUUUGGACGACUCCACCAUGCCUUCGGCUCGUCUCCUUGCUUUGGCUUUUAAACAAGCCUCGUCCCAAGAAUGGCGCUUCAUCCCUUGGCGUUGGCGCAUGUCAGUGCUUGAGCUUGAAGAGCAGCAGUUGCAGCGCCCCCGCAAACUGGCCAGGACUGAGUUGGCAGACCUCAUUUUGGAUGAUGUCCCCUCUCGGAACCUCCCGGACACACUGGGCAUGUUUGCAUUGAGCAAGAUUUUGCACCUGCACAGUGUGGCGAUGGCCAUGGUCACUGAUGUGCAUUUGGUGACGCUUAAGAAGUACGAGUCCACUUUCCUCCGCUUUGCUUCGGCUCGCUUUGACAGUAGCAGUGGCCUUCGCCCACCCAAUGCAUUGGAAUGUGAGCAAGCAGAUCGUCGAUUCUGGGAGGCCGUGUCCGAACUCCGUUUGCAAAGUUGGUCUUUGGACGACUGCAUCCAUGAGAACACAGCCGUCCGCAGCGAGCUGGCCUCUCUUUUGGCACCGCGCGUUUUCCUGCCCAAGGCUUCAGAGGGCAAAGGAGCAGGGGGAGGAAAGGGCAAUGGCUCCGGUGCUGGCUUUGGCAAUGGACGAGGACGCGGCAAAGGCAAGGGGGAUGGACGAGGUCGUGGGAGUGGCCUUGGCACCGGUCGUGGGGGAUCCGGUCUGGGCAACCAAGGCAACUCCGCGGGGACCUCCACAAAUCGCCAGGAGUGGGCAUCCUCCGCAAAAAUUAACGGAGAAGUCAAGACCCUUUGCAUGCGCUGGAGUCAGCGCACAGGAUGCAAAAAUCCAUCAUGCCGCUUUGAACACCUUUGUCCCGUGAAGCUUCCCAGUGGCAAGAUUUGUCUUGGCAACCACCCGGCUUGGCAGCAUACUGACACCCCGCAUUGA
Messenger RNA from Symbiodinium natans, 2154 nucleotides. NCBI's taxonomy places the organism in Eukaryota, Dinophyceae, Suessiales, Symbiodiniaceae. The record is from the annotation of a GenBank genome assembly.